This is a messenger RNA of Octopus sinensis (East Asian common octopus), 369 nucleotides long. Its product is annotated as dynein assembly factor 5, axonemal-like. The coding region runs from base 1 to 369 and encodes 122 amino acids. The transcript has 2 exons. Lineage: Eukaryota; Metazoa; Mollusca; Cephalopoda; Octopoda; Octopodidae. The record is from RefSeq and is a predicted model, not a curated record.
AUGAGUCGUCUUUUCUCUGUCAGAAUAUGUAGCAGUUUGAUGUUGAUAUUUUCAAAAAUUCCGACAAACAACUGUGAUUUUGACAUCGAGGAAAAGUUGUUUGCCUUCAGUGAAAAUUUGCUUAAACGAAUGGACGACAGUGACGACAAUAUUCGACUUGAAGUUUUGGAAGCUUUUUAUUCGUAUUUCGAUUGCAUUCGUCAUUUUGGUCUGGCAAACAAGCGUGAGAGUUAUUUUGAGUUUAUAUUUCGAUGCUUGCUUAUUCACAUGGACGAUGUUGCAGUUCAGGAGUCUACCAAAUCACCUGUUCCAAAUUUCACAGUUGUUGAAAUAUUUUUAGACUUAAAUUGUUCACCGCUUUUCCUAUAA